Molecule: messenger RNA, 2270 nt
Organism: Eurytemora carolleeae
Lineage: Eukaryota; Metazoa; Arthropoda; Copepoda; Calanoida; Temoridae
Exons: 16
Coding region: 32-1834 (600 amino acids)
Biological process (GO): carbohydrate biosynthetic process
Cellular component (GO): membrane
Molecular function (GO): sulfotransferase activity
Source: RefSeq, a predicted model, not a curated record
UAUGUUGUAAAACAAUCAAAAUUCUUUCAAAAUGUUGCACAAAAAUCUUCGCACUGUACUCUACUACGUGAUCGGGGUCACCUUUAUAUGUUUGAUGAUUGAAUAUAGAAAAAAGACGGACGACGACUUUUAUAAACUGGAUAAAAAUCUGUACUCGGUAGUAACAGCUAGUUUACAACAGCUAGAGGCACAGCCACAGGAAACUGAGGAUACAGACAAUGAAGUUAUUCCUUUACGAAACCGUGGAAAGGAGAAACCAGAUUUUAUAUCAAGUAAAUCUAAGGCGCCUCAAAGAAUCAGCAAUGAGCUAAAAAGUAAAUACAGAGAAUGGAAAAAAGAACAAGUAACCAAAGGAAAAAAGGUUCAAGGACUUUACAAGCAGUGGAAGCAUGACCAAGGACUCCUGGAUGAAGAUAAUGAUGAAGGGUCUGGAUCAGAUCCUACUAAACCUGGAAAAUCUGGCAAACCUGUUCCUCAAGACGGAGAAGAUUUUAAAACAUGGAAACUGAAGAAUGGGGGGAAGGGAGAGGAUGAGAAGGGUUUGUAUAAAAGAUGGAAGGUGGAGAAGGGUUUGAAUAAGAAGAAUGAGACAAAGGCAGAGGAUGGAGAGGAUUUUAAAUCUUGGAAAAAGAAAAAUGGCGGAGAAGAAGGAGACGUUCUGGGACUUUACAAGAAAUGGAAAGCGGAAAAGGGAUUGAAUAAGAAAAAGAAAGUGAAGGAACUCGAAGAUUAUGUUGAAAUAGAACAGAGGAAAAUUGAAAGCGGCAUUCUUCCUGACGAGCCUAAACAUGAUGAGAAGGAAGAAGAAGAAGAUGAGGAAGAAGAAGAUGGAAACAAGGAAGAAGAUUUAAAGAAGGAGUUCAAGGAACCAGUUUCUGAAUAUACUCCCCCAGAUCCAGACCAUAGCUGUGUAAAUUUUACGUUUACGGACGAGUUACUAAAACGUGCUGAGGAUGUAAAGGAACAGUGCUCUAGACUUGGAGAAGAGGUAGCAGAUCAGUCCAGAAUGUUGAGCCGCCUGCGGUGGGCUGUGGACGAAAGACUUCUCUAUUGUCCCGUGUUUAAGGCUGCAUCUACUACCUGGUUAGUUAACUAUCUCAAGCUAUCUGGAAGUAAGAUUAGUUCUAAGGUCGGAAAUCUUCACACAAGAAUAACAAAUCUUUUUCCGGCUCCUUCAUCAUUUAAACUAAGGAAAAAAAUCUACGAUGAAUCUCUGAAGUUUAUUAUUGUCCGACAUCCAUUCGAAAGACUUGUUUCUGCAUACAGGGAUAAACUGGCUGGGUUUAGUAGGAACCCUCACUACCUGGGGAUGCGAAGGCUUAUUAUCAGUAAAUACAGGAAAAAUUCUGCUGACAACUCAACCAUCCCAACUUUCAGAGAAUCUGUUGAUUUUGUACUGGACGAGUUGAAAGAAAUGGAAAAAGGAUCAAGUACAGUGAACAUAGAUGGACAUUUUAUGCCAUAUACGAGACGAUGUCUACCCUGUGGAAUGAAUUACGAUCUGAUAAUAAAAUUUGAAAGUUUUGAAGAAGAUUCAAAUUAUAUUAUUCAACAAUGUGGUCUGGACGAUAUACUCAGUGUCACUCAUGAAAACCCUGCCCCUACCGGACCUAAAACUGAACAGGGAUACAAGAAUAAAUCUAAGAAGAAGCAGAAAAAGAAAUCCGAAUCUCCUGCAAUAGUUGAUCCUGUGAUGAGUAGUGCUCUCAAAACCCUACAAUAUUUUGAGGAAAUUCCCGUGAGCAAGAUAAAGCAGUUGUACAUUCAUUACAAGCUGGACUUUGAAAUAUUCGGCUAUUCCGCCGACGAUUACCUUUCACGAGAAGAUGAAUGAAUGAGAUCCUAAAAAUGUUUGUUUAAAGAACUGAAAACUCGGCCCAAUCUCUAAUUUUUGAUAUUUCGGGCAAAGAUAAAAGCAUUCAAAAAUUAGAUUGUGUGGCUAAUGUUAAAUUUCUUUAUAGUGACUGGUUAUAAUUAUAUUAAAAUGAGAAUUUGUUGUAAAUAUUUUUUUCAACUUCGCUUAGAACGCAUCUGUGAUAUAGUUUUUUAUGUAAAAUUUGUAAUGCUUCGCUUCGUAUAUUCUCUACUUCCACAAAAGUCAGAUCAACAAAAGUUCGUUAUAUUUCUUAAAAAAUCCGCCAAAAAGUAUAAUCAUUCACAUCAAGCAUCAGCCAUCAUAGAACUAUUAUAGACCCGGUGAGAAAUAUUAAUAUAUGUUAGAUGUUUGCAUAAUUUGUAAUAAUUAUUAGAUAGAAUAUAUAAUAUACGUA